AUGGUGGUGCCGGCGCGGCGCGUGAAGACGGAGUACAUGAAGCGCUUCAAGGAGCCCAAGUGGGAGUCGUGCGGCGCCUGCUACCUGGAGCUGCUGCGCUACCGGCUCAGCCGCCGCCUCCUGGAGCAGGCGCACCGGCCCUGGCUGUGGGACGGCUGGGAGGACGACAGCGGCAGCGGCGGAGGCAGCAGCACCGCCGGGUCCCCGUCGCCGCCCGCCGUCGGCAGCCCCGCGGCCGCGCAGGAGAGGGAGGCGCCGGCACCGGCGGCACCACCGGCACCGAGAGAGGCGGGACGGGCCAGCCCCGGUCGGGAGCGGGUUAAUGGCGAGAAAGAAGGAGAAGAUAAAGAAGAGCAGCAGAAGGAAGAGCAGGAAAAAACUGUAGAACACCCUUCUGUAAAGGAAGCAGACAAAACCAGCCGUCCAGGACGACGUCCAAGUCAAAGUGCCUUGUCCAGUCGGAAUGAUCGAAGAUCAGCCAAAAGCCCUCAAAAGACAGAUGCACCAAAGGAGAAUAAACAUCCAUUUGCUCUGUAUGGGUGGGGAGAAAGACAGACAGAUACUGGAAGCCAGAAAACUCACAAUGUUCGUGCUUCUGCUUCAGCAAAUGAAAUUCAUGAAUCUGCUCUCCGAGCAAAGAACAGGAGACAAGUGGAGAAAAGGAAGCUCUCUCAGAGGCGGGUACGAUCAGCAGAAGCAGAGAAAGCCUGGCGAAUAAAGCCCUCCCCUCCAGAUAACCCUUGGAUGACAGAGUACAUGAGAUGCUACUCAGCAAGAGCUCUGUGAAUCUGGAUUCACUUAGGCAUCUUCAAAAGAAGUUACUCAUAUCAGGACACUGGUGCAAGGAACCAAACUACUUAUGCAAGGUUUUUAUAGGGAGUUUCCAGCUGUUAAAGUAUUUGCUAUGAUGUUUUUAUCUUGGCUACCUACCUCACAGUGGGGUGCAUUGUUGGAGCCAUAAUAUUUGAAGAGGCUUUUAGAUAGAGCUACCCAAACUUUUAACCAAUUCCCCUUUUUGGGAAUUUUUCUAAUGCUUCAGUUGACUUGUUUUGAGGUGGAAGGGGGAAUUUUAGCAUACAGGGAGUCAAACACUCUUUUGAGCUUGGUUACAAAUAAUCUGUUGUCCCUUAUUUUAAAAGUUCAAGUUGCAGGGAGGUGGUGCUGGGGAAAGACUCGAAAGGUGUGAUGGAGGUGCCUUUGCAUUUAUAGUACUAUUUAAUACUUCUACCAAAAUAAGUAUAUUGAGACAGGUAACAGGAAAGCCAGUGGGUCUGGUAAACAGCACUAAUAAAUGUACAUGCUUUAGGCAGGCAAAUACUAAGUAUUGUCUGUACAUAGAAACUUUCAGAAAAACCUUGUUUGAUUAGUGUAUCUGCUGACUCUUACUGCUGUUUCUAAGGUCAUUAAACUACUAAUUGUCAGGGUAAGAAACAGCUACAGGAUUGUUUUGCUGUCGCUGUGCCUGUUGUACCAAAUAAUGGAUGUAGACAAUCAUGAUCUGCUAGCUGCUGCUCAAUAAGCAGUUGCUUGUUCUACCAGUAUGAAAUUAUACCACUGUAUUAAGCUCAUGGUCACACUUACUCUGUGCUUAAUCAUGUAAAUGUGUUUAUUGAAGGAGAGGGCUGGCUCCUGUCUAGUGAAGUCUAUUUUUAACACUUAAGAGUACCUGUUGUGUUCAGCGGGGACCAGAGUGCAAUAUGCAUUCCAUUUGGUGGCAUUGUACAAGUAUACUGUUAAAGAUUUUAAACUUAGAAAAUGUGUGGAUAAGGCUUGCAGAUGAAGUCCUGAGCAGCUUUCUGCCUCUCAAGAUUGGUGUGGAACCCCUUGCUAUAGGGGUGAGAGGAAGGAGGAGAGGUGUACCUUUUACUAAACAACAUACAGUGGACUUUGAACACUCACUUUAUAGGUCCUACUACAUAGCAAGACAGUCAUUGUUUGUGAUAUCCUUUUCCCCUCAAGCUGCUGUAAGUAUUUUGUUUUCAGUUGGAUAACUAAGCUUUAGACAGAUGAUUGCUGUAGUUGUGAGCUUAAAGUUUUGUUCAGAUGUGUUGUGUGUUAGUCACAUGUGUUGGUUACCUCAGUUUAAGUAUCUUGCUGCUUGUGUUUUGCAGACUGUGAACACCUCAUAGGAAGCACACUUGCACUUCUGUAGCAGAUGUCUGUGCUAGUCUUAGCUUCAUCCCACAAUUUGUGAGUAAGCAGGACUCUUCAACUACUACUGCAGCACAUAGCUACAUGCUUAAUGUGAAGUUUCAUUUUAAGUGUUACUGAAAGAAAGUAAUCACAUAAAAGGACUAAGCACUGCUGCCUCCUAGUGUUAAUGGCAUUCCAUCAGUACAGGCUUCAUUACUCCCAAUUCUAAUCUUAUGGAAGUCCUAGAAUCAAUGAAAUUAUAACCUUAGUUUUACCUGCCUUUUAAGCAUAAAAUUAUAAAAAUACAGACAACUCUUGUUCAAUUCUACAUGAUCUUAUGGCUUUUAAAUCUGGGAUUGCAAAGUAUGAUUAAGUAUGUUUUAUACACAGCAAAAACUACUGUAUUCCAACUCUUAAGUAAACCACGGGCUAAAACUUCCUAAAACUGCAGAACAGUGAGCAGAACUGAGGCAAACUAUUCCAGAAGAUGUCUUUUUUUCCAUAUGAGAUUCCUUUAUUUUCCUUUUAUGCUUUGUUUUCCUCUUUAAAUAGCUGCUCUAAAUAUGCUUAAGUAGCUUCUGCUGCUGUCUCAAUUCAGAAAUGCACCUAACUUUGUACAAUGGUAUCAAAGCACUUACUCAGUGGUGUUUAACAGCCUUAUUCAAGAAAAACUAUCUGUUCCAGUUGCCCACAGGCUUUGCAAGUUCUGCGUAACAGCAGAAGGACUGUGCCCCUGGUGCAUUGUGUCAUGCUAAACAGCUUACUUGACCGUGUGGGGCAGGGUUCAUCUUGCCAUGCUUCAAAGACAGCUUCUAUGGUUCUCUCUUCCCACUGAGAAUGGAGGAACUGAGAUGAGUAUGUGCCUGCUUCAAAUACCCAUUUUUUGGAUAAGAGGGACCUCCCAUCAGAUGCUGGUCUUUCCGGUAAUUAUAGAAGGUUUAAAUGUCUUCUGCCUUGGAUACCAGGUACCAAACUUAAAACAUGUAAAACCAGGCUUGUUCAGGGUGUUCUACAGGGUGUAAGAAUCUUCACCAGCACCAAGGCUGCUGUGUACUGGGGAUCUAGUUCUUAUCCUUGUUGGGUCAAGAACUGUCCCCAUCAAAUUCAUCUGCUAGAAGACAGUAGUGACGCUAAUCAGGUCAAGGGAGUCUCAGUCAUGCUUUUUCAAAUGGUUUGUUGCUAAAACCAAUCCUGGGUGCUAUGUUGGUACUGUCUUGGUUUACAGAAUAUAAUGCCUGAAGUGAGGGAUAAAUCAUUCUACAAGUCAGGUAGCCUUCCUGUAUUUGGGUGUUAUUUGGCUUAAAAAGGCUAGUAGGUUUGCUUAGACAAUGUGAAAUAGUGUAGUUCUGAUACUGCAGAGUUGUACAUGCAAAAUAUUUGGCAUGUGCUAAGCUGAAGUCUGAAAAACUGUUAUUUUAAUGUUUUGACAUUAAUAAAUGACAAGCCAAUUGACUUGGAAAUCAGAACUCUUCAAGUGUAAAAGCUUUAACUAUAUUGCAUAGAUUCUUGUAGGAGAUGGCUGUUUUGCAUCAGGUUGGACUCAUUAAAAAUGGAAAAACCUAGUGAAUGUCAUCCAAUCAAGUAAGGAAGUUCUGAACUUUGUCUUGCAUGGACUCUUGAAUUCAGCCAAGUAAUGAACACUUCUCACUCCUGCUGUAGAAGUACAACUGUUUGCAAGAACACAGUAAAUACUCAGUUGUCCCAAGUCUUCAUUAAAAUAACUGCUUAUUCCUUUUUAUUUCUGAAAGUACUUAGCUAAGUGAAACAAGACUUACAAUGUGCAAUGCUGAAAUUUAACUGUAGUGUUGUGACAACUAGUGUUUACAAUGUGAGAUGUUACAAUGAAAACUGCAUAAGAAUGUUCCUGUGAGCUACAGUAGCAUGCCUGUUCAGUCACUGCUGUCACAUCUUUGCAACUAUAGAUUACUGACUUUUUCCACUGGUAACUGAUACAGUCCAGGUGAUAGUUGAACUUAUAGCCAAACUUAACAAAACUGAAACAUGAAUUUCUGGUAAGAAUUUUAUCCAGGUGGCCAAUGCACAUUUUAAUCAAUUUUUUAAUAUGUAUGGAAGUGUACCUGGCUUUGGCUUUUUUUUUUUUUCUAUGGUAUAAUGCAGUGCCACUGAAUGAUAAAGGCCUCUCUUUGUUUUUCUUACUGUGAUAAGGACCAAAUGCUAGCAAUCUGGGGGCCUUAUGUGUGGUAAACCUGCCAGUUUAUUUUCCAGCUCAGUUAGUGCACUCAGCAGCAAAGCCAUAUAUGGAGCCUGGCUCAACACCUUGACAGUAGCCCCUAUAAGCAAGAGGUCCAAGAGAGUGGGAAGCUGCCUCAGCUCUUGUUAGCACUGAAUUCACUUUAAAAACAAUAGGAAAGUACCAUCUAAGCUUGAAGCAAUAUGUGUUUUUUAAAGUAAGUUUUUAAACAGUAUUUGUUUUUAAUGCUUCUGUAUUGUCUAUAUUUAAUAGUGUAGUGUCAACUUGUAUAUGUGAAUAAAAUGAGUGACACAAAG
Molecule: messenger RNA, 4641 nt
Organism: Melopsittacus undulatus (budgerigar)
Lineage: Eukaryota; Metazoa; Chordata; Aves; Psittaciformes; Psittaculidae
Gene: CCSAP
Product: centriole, cilia and spindle associated protein
Exons: 3
Coding region: 1-786 (261 amino acids)
Biological process (GO): regulation of mitotic spindle assembly
Cellular component (GO): ciliary transition zone; cytoskeleton; centriole
Molecular function (GO): microtubule binding
Source: RefSeq, a predicted model, not a curated record